CCACCAGAAGAAGAAGAAGACGACCGAGGAAGAAGUAGCGCGUCACUAGCCUAGCUUCCAGUUUGCAUCAAAGAUGGAGGACCUACCCGCCAAACAGGAGAACCUGGACGACCCGCCCAACAGCCGGCUGUUCGCCGUCACCAGCCGCUCCCUCACGGAGGAGCAGCUGCGGGAAAGCUUCGCUGUUUUCGGGGACGUUCAGGGUGUCUGGGUGGUGAAAGAUAAACAGACAAAGGAGUCCAAAGGGAUUUCUUACGUUAAAUUCAGCAAGUCGUCACAGGCCUGCACCGCCAUGGAGGAGAUGCACGGGAAGGUCCUGGUGGAGGGAACAAAACCUAUUAAGGUGUUUAUCGCUCAGAGUCGCUCCUCAAACAGACACCGAGACGUGGAGGAUGAAGAGCUGACCAGGAUCUUCGUCAUGAUCCCCAAAACCUUCUCAGAGGAGGACCUGAAAGACACCUUCAAGGAGUACGGAGAUAUUGAGUACUGUGUGAUCAUCAAGAACAAGUUCACCGGGGAGAGUAAAGGCCUCGGAUACGUCAGAUACUACAAACCCUCCCAGGCUGCCUUCGCUAUAGAAAACUGCGACAAAAGCUACAGGGCGAUCCUGGCUGAGCCUCGCUCUAAAGCCAACGUGACGGAGGAAUAUUCUGGAGGGGCGCCCAGAGGAGAUUACUCCGGAGGAGGAGGAGGGGGGGGAGGAGGAGG
Gymnodraco acuticeps is the source of this 708-nucleotide messenger RNA. RefSeq names its product RNA binding motif protein 45 (gene rbm45). The record is from RefSeq and is a predicted model, not a curated record. Gene Ontology annotation, cellular component: cytosol. NCBI's taxonomy places the organism in Eukaryota, Metazoa, Chordata, Actinopteri, Perciformes, Bathydraconidae. Gene Ontology annotation, molecular function: mRNA binding.